Molecule: messenger RNA, 951 nt
Organism: Cylindrotheca closterium
Lineage: Eukaryota; Bacillariophyta; Bacillariophyceae; Bacillariales; Bacillariaceae
Source: the annotation of a GenBank genome assembly
AUGAAGACCUGUGCAUUCUCUGCUGUAGUUCUAUUGAGUGCUUCCUCGGCCUCUGCAUUUGCUCCUUCCUCUCUCCUAAACAAGGCUACGAGCAGCAACAGCAACAACAGCAACAACAGCAACAGCAACAACAGCAACAACAAUCCAUCUUCGGAUGUGAUUGUCAUGCACAACGUGGGAAGCAAAUGGGCGUACAAUCCGUUUGGAGGCACUUACCAAGAUUUGCCUCCUGGCCGUGUCAGUACGGAUCCUGCUGCUGCAGAUGGCUUUGGAAGCAAGUGGGCGUACAAUCCUUUUGGCGCCACUUAUCAAGAUCUGCCAUCUGCUCCUACCAGCUCCAAUCCGAAUGACGCCGAUGGCUUUGGCAGCAAAUGGGCCUACAACCCAUUCGGUGCCACCUACCAAGACCUCCCUUCUGCCCCCACCAGUUCCAAUCCGAAUGACGCGGAUGGCUUUGGCAGCAAGUGGGCCUACAAUCCCUUCGGCGCCACGUACCAAGACUUGCCAGCGGCUGGUCCAACUUCUACGGAUCCCACUAAGUGGUACUUUCAACCAUGGAGUGGUGUCUACCAAUCUCAGUUCACUCCUCUCUUUACUAGAGGUGUUGAUAAGUGGUACUUUGAACCAAGAAGCGUCAUUCCACCCAAUGAUGAAUUCUUUCAUGGAUACAACUCGGCGUCUCACAUGUGGGUUCCAGACCAACUAUAUGCCGAGCCACAACCAUUCUCUGCUCCAGCUCCUGCUGCUCCAGCUCCAGCUGCUCUAGAAGCUUCUCAACAAGGUGCUGUUCCACCCACGACAACAACAACAACAGCUGCAUCUGCACCACCAGCACAACAAGAGCAACAACAGCAACAAGCACCACCACAAAUGAUGCCCGAACCAACCCCACAAAAAAUGCCAGAAGACUCUACCAUGUCGGCAUACGACAAGGCCAUGUCUGGAAACUAA